CGAUUGCAACUGGAGCCACCGGAGAGGGUGACGGAGCUUUCGCUACUCCGGCUGUCCCAACAGAUGGAUCCACUGCUAGCAAAAACCAUCGCAGCAAUGUCCGGAGCGUCAUUGACCGCUGUAACUAUCUUGCCAGUUCACCGGCAUCUGCUGCAUCAUCAAGAGUGGCAUCUUCUCAACUCUUUUCAUCGUCUCUUGUACGUAGCGGAACGGCGCAGCUACCAAAUGAGCUUUGUGUCUGCUUUUACGAGGGAGGUGCUGUCCGGGCUCAAAGAGUAACGGGCUUUUGGGAUGCGCUGAUACAAGUCGCGCGUUUCGAAGGCAUUAGAGGUCUAUGGAAGGGUGUUGCAGUACCCUCGCAAUCUGUUUAUAUGAUCACUUAUGAUCACUUACUCAACAAAGUAUUCCCGCAUCUUUCGCCCAAUCCCGCCAUGACGCCAUUACUCUCUGGAAUCGCGGCUCGAACGAUCAUCAGUACCGUUGCAUCUCCACUAGAAUUGCUCAGGACAUCACUGCAAUCUACACCUGCCAACCCCAAUGUACCGCAUACUCUCUCAUCCGUACUCGUGUCCACAAGAGCUCUUGUGCGGUCACAAGGUAUAGGUGCGCUAUGGAGAGGGCUCACUCCCACUCUGUGGCGAGACGUCCCCUUCUCUGGCGUGUAUUGGGCUAGUUAUGAAGCAUGGAAGUCGAUGUUCCGUACACGAUACAAGCGACAAGGGGCACCAUAUGAAUUCAUAUCGGGAGCUGCCUCAGGCAUUACUGCUGCCGUACUAACACAUCCAUUUGAUGUUGCCAAAACAAGACGACAGGCUCUAGUAUUGUCACAGGAGGGAGUUCCUCCUCAAACAAUGCGGUUCCUAACCAAAAUCGCCACCCAAGAGGGUAUCUCCUCUCUCUACACUGGUAUAGUCCCUCGACUAGCCAAGAUCGCCCCAGCUUGCGGGAUCAUGAUUGCUAGCUAUGAAGGAGUUGGCCGUUAUUUCAUGAGAAAAAGAGAAGUCCCCUGA
Messenger RNA from Acaulospora colombiana, 1010 nucleotides. The record is from the annotation of a GenBank genome assembly. Lineage: Eukaryota; Fungi; Glomeromycota; Glomeromycetes; Diversisporales; Acaulosporaceae.